AUGAUUCCACGAGUUUGUAACGUGUUAAAUGCUUUAAAAAAUUUUGAAAAACAUGUCUUACAAAUGUUUAAAUAUCCGCCCAGAGAAUUUGCUUUAGCUUAUGAUUAUGAUAAACCCGUUCAGAAAACAACUAAGAAAUUUUCGUUGAAUGACUUGAUCGGAGAUGGAUUUUUGUUGGCUGUACCGAAAUUUAGAAGAACAGUUGAGAAGAGGUGGAAAAGGAAGUUUGGAAGUCCAGAAUAUAUAUGGAAGAUGCUUGUGCCUAAAACAAAUAUCAUAGUCUGUAAUAAAUGUGGACAUUACCAUGAGAAUGGACGUCUUUGUGGUAACUGUUAUAAGAUAGUAGAAGAGGAAACAAAGGAAAUACAAGCAAAAAUUCAAGAAAAACUGGGAACAAACAAACCUAUUGAAAAUGAUGUCAUUGUUUUAUAUGACGGGGACCAACUGCCUGAAAAGCCUCAAGAAUUUUGGCAAGGAAAAAGAGUAAUUGAAAUGAAAAAGGAGCGGCCUAAGUGGUUUAGCAAAAAUCUUUUACAGAAGACCACACAGGCACCAUCAGAUUCUAAAGAUGUCAAGCCAACAGAUUUAGCAUAG
Molecule: messenger RNA, 594 nt
Organism: Danaus chrysippus (African queen)
Lineage: Eukaryota; Metazoa; Arthropoda; Insecta; Lepidoptera; Nymphalidae
Source: the annotation of a GenBank genome assembly